AAACGGCAGCCUGCUGUGUGUGUCCAUGUGUUGAAAAUGGCCGCCAACUGGAUGCAAUCGUAUUUCGAAGAGUUUUAAAAAAAUAUUGAAGUGUUCCUAAAACAAUCGAAAAAACAAAAGAUUCCAUUUUUAAAGACAAUAACAAUGUUGUUUCACAGAUUGUUCGUUCGAAGAGACCCGUCGCGUUUGAAAUGUUUGUUGAAACAAACGCGUUAUACAUCAUCACAAGUGGCACCUCAGCCUGAGCUCUUCGGCUCGGGUUUGGACAUGAGGUUAUCGCCGCACAGGCCGAAAAAGCCGACUCGUGAGCCAUUCGCGAAAAAUUUAUUUGUCGGAAAAUUUGAUACAGAAAUAUUAACGUACCCGGAAACACAGUCGCAUGAGCGACAUCGUGAAUUUUUCGAGUGGCUCCAACCAAUUGAGGAAUACAUCAGAGAACGAGUGGAUGCACAAGAAAUCGACAGAACUGGGACAAUAAAAGAAGAAAUAUUCGAUGAUUUAAGAAAAUUAGGGGUAUUUCGAGCCCCUGUGGAAGAAGUUUAUGGAGGUCUGGGUCUCAACAACAGUGAAUAUGCUAAACUCGUUGAAACCCUAUCAGCUGUUCCAGUGUUGGGAAGUUUUAUGGUCAAAAGAGCAGCUGUAAUCCAAUUUAUUCGAAAAUUUGGUAAAGAGGAACAAAAGGCAGAUUUAUUACCGAAAAUAGCACGCGGUGAAUUGAGACCAAGUUUCUGUUUCUCCGAGACUUCCACAGGCUCUGUAGCUGAUCCUCUAAAGAGUAAAGCUAUACCAACUCUCUGUCAGACUGCAAUAGACAUUCGAGCUGAUAAAUCUCUCGUUUUUGAUGCUUCGAAAGCAAAUCUGUUUGUUGUAAUUGCUCCACUGCAAACAGCAGAUAACUAUGUCAAAAAAGAAUUGUUGAGUGCCUUUAUAAUUCCAAGAGAUUCACCUGGUAUAGAAAUAUCAGAACCCAUCAGAAGUUUGGGACAGAAAGGCAUAGAUCUCAACGAUGUUAGCUUCAAUGUAAAAAUCCCUUCGGAAGGACAGUUGGGGAGCGGUGUUGCUGAGGCUGAUAUUUUUGUCACAGCAAUGGGAGAAGGAAGAUGCAUAGGUGGUGCUCAAGCUAUCGGCAUUACAAAACGUUUUUUGAAUCAUCUAUGCGAUUAUUUGAAAGAAACUAAAAAUUUCAACAGCCAAAUACAACGAGAGGACUCCAUGCAUAAUAUUAUAGGAAGAAUCGCCACAAAGCUUUAUGCUAUGGAAGCUGUGACUUAUUUGACCACUGGCAUGAUCGAUAACUUUGAAAACCAAGAUGCUGCAGUUGAACAAUCAUUGGUGGAAUGUUAUUGUAAUCGUUUGGCAAGGGAAGUGAUCUUGGAAGCUUUGGGGUUACUCGGAGCUCGUGCAUACAAUACUAACCAACCAUUUGAACUAAUCGUUAGAGAUUUUUUGGUGCUAGGAAAUUAUGGAGCUCCUCAUAUUGAUACCAAGAUAUUUGCUGCUUUGAUGGGGCUUCAACAGGCUGGUCAAGUUAUUACAGAUAAAGUCAAAACAUUGAGAAAUCCAUUCUUCCAGCCCAUUGAACUUAUCAAAACAGCGCUCUCCAUUCAGCGAAGAAAAAAAUACCAUCUUGACCAGUAUCUUCACCCUUCAUUGCGAGUAGCCAGUAAAUCGCUUGAAAUUUCAGUAAACAAAAUGAAGGAGUGUGUUGAAACACUGUGUGUUAGACACGGUCUUCACGUAGUCAAUGAAAGGAUGGAGCUGGCGAGAUUGACCGAUAUUCUCAUCGAAAUUUAUGCUAUGACUGCAGUAGUGGCUAGAGCUUCACGAGCCUACUGCAUUGGGCUUAAAAAUUGUGAUGACGAAGUUCAAAUCGCAAUGUACUAUACUUAUCAAACUUACGAAAGAGUCAAUUCCCUUGUAACGGAACUUGACGAUGGAAACUGGUCCAACGGAGAUAUUGUACUGAAGAAUGUUGCCACAACUAUUUUUCAGCAAAAACAAUACUUCGCUGCACAUCCGUUGGAGCGUACUUUUUAAGUUGAAAGAAAAUGAAGAAGCAGCCGCAAUACGGGGAAUGACCAUUAACAGCAACAACGGUCACUUUGCUAGAAAAUCUUAGACAUCGGCCCUCUAUUCUUCAUUCUUGUAAAAACUAAAUAAGGAUUUAAAAAAAUAAUAACGUUUCAAUAAAUACGUGAUAGGUUGAAA
This is a messenger RNA of Venturia canescens, 2208 nucleotides long. RefSeq names its product Enigma (gene Egm). The record is from RefSeq and is a predicted model, not a curated record. Bases 145 to 2037 code for a protein of 630 amino acids. Gene Ontology annotation, molecular function: acyl-CoA dehydrogenase activity; flavin adenine dinucleotide binding. The transcript has a single exon. NCBI's taxonomy places the organism in Eukaryota, Metazoa, Arthropoda, Insecta, Hymenoptera, Ichneumonidae.